Drosophila melanogaster (fruit fly) is the source of this 1643-nucleotide messenger RNA. RefSeq lists its product as uncharacterized. The transcript is spliced from 2 exons. Lineage: Eukaryota; Metazoa; Arthropoda; Insecta; Diptera; Drosophilidae. The coding region runs from base 80 to 1555 and encodes 491 amino acids. The record is from RefSeq and is marked reviewed.
AUUUGUCAGCUCCAGCAGCAGAUAUCACAUUUUUUUUUUUUCUAAUAUUCAAAAUUCGUACCACUUGGCAGCACUUAAAAUGGUCACAUUGCGCUUCCUGACUCCUCGCAGGAUCGUCGACUAUUGUCGUCGUCUGCUGAGCACGGACCUGGUCACGGCCCUUCGUCCGUUCUACCAGGCCAUUCGGACGGAUGGCCUGGCUCACAAUCCGGCAGAGAAGCGGGUUAACGAGGAGUCACUACGUCUGCUUUGCUCCCAUCUGGAAUCCCUGACUGGGCCGUCGGCAAGUUGUCUUCCGCCCGAUGGCCAUUUGGAGUUCUAUAUUCCAUCGGGCUCGGAUGAGUCCGGUAGUCGGGUGGUUAGUCGACUGGUUAGGGUGCAGGUAGACCGGAGUUUAUUGGAUCCCAGGGCGGUGAUUUGCCAGAUUCUGAGGUCAUGUAAGCUGCUGCCGAAGGAAAAGGAGCAGGAACAAAUGAAGCGGGGUCAGGAGAUGGAAAAGGAGCUCGGAAAAGUGCUGAGAAAGGAACCGGUGAGGGAAAGGGUGAGACCGCCCCAAGCGCCAGUGCAAAAGAAUUUGAGUGCCUUAAGGGAACUCUUUAAGGAUGCCAAAAGGGAGCACUCUUUGGAAAUAUGGAUGCGUCAGGCCCUGGCACGUUCCCAGGCCUCCGAAGUCGCUACUCUACGCGGCAAAAUCGAGGGCAUUGAAGCGGCUUUGGUCCAGUUGUUGGGCAUUCGGGGAACCCGUUACGAUUGUGGCUGCAACAUGGAACGCUACCACAACUGCCUCAGCAUCCUCAAGGGCUUGUCCGAGGAUCCGAAGGUCGCCGGCCAGCUGGGAGCCCUUCGCAAUCGUUUUGUGGUCUUCGCACCGUACACUGGUAUUAGCUUGGAGGGCGAUGUAAUGCUCUUUUCGGGCGACUCCCCCUCGGGUUGGCUGGCCUUCCUCUCCGAGAUGCGUUUGCACGAGGAGCAACUGAGACUGGUGCCCCUGUACGAGAAAGCCCUGUCUGCCGUGCUCCUUGGCAUACGGAUUGAGAGGCGUAGGGUUCCGGAGCCGGGCUGUGAGGCGCGUGCCUAUGCGGGCAGCUUGAGGCGCGUGAUCCGUGCGGUCAGUGAGCACCUGAGGCUGGAGGAUAGUGUCCAGGAGUUGCCGGCAUCGCUGCAGGACCAUCAUUUGGCCAUUGUGCCGGAUAGUGAUAUACCGAAGGUUAGCCAAACCGGUCUCUUCUUGGCCCCGGCCUCCUGCUCCGGACCCGAUCUCGUGGAGUUCAUAUGCCGGAACUUGGACGUGGCCAGCGGGCGGUUCAGUCGCUAUCGCAGGGAUAUCCAGGUGGAGCGGCAAUUGUGGCGACAGUGCCAGGAGGAACUUGGCUUGCAGCGACUCAGCAAGGACGACUCUGUAACGCCGGACAAGAUGGUCAUGGCCAUACGGCAUCUGCUUCAGAGUGGCGUCAAGUCCUGUCGCGGUCUCAGUCUGCACAUCACGAACUAUUGGUCAGUGCCCACCGAUGGCAUCGUCUGCAUUCCCUGGGACUUUAUGUCACGCGAGAAGUAGCGCAUCCUGCUGGGUUGUGUCACUUAAAUUGCAUAAAUUGGUAGAUAAAUUGAAAGGUUUGGGCUUACGCUUUUAAAUGUUCAACUCG